AGUGUACCAAAUCUUGUCCAUCGAUUCCGUGAUCCAUCUGUACCCACCUUAGCGCACGCUUCUAGUCGCUUCGCAGCACACUGCAAAAUUGCGUUGCCCGAGAGUCCGUGUGCAGCAAAAUCAAUCCCGACAGCACGCUACGAUUUGCGUUAUAAAUCCGUGGCGCUCGGCUCAGGAGUGCGGCGCAGUGUCGCGGCGGCGUAACCCUUUGCGCAAGUUCCAAAUGAAGUGUCAAAUGUGCGAAGCGUAAACAUUAUUUCUUGCGUGCGUGUGUGUGUCCGUGUGUGUGACGCUGCCACUUGUGACAUGUCAAACCAUUAGUGUACCACCUCCGACAAAAUCCCAGUAGGCCUUGAUGUUAAGAAACCCAAAAAUAAAAACCCAAAAGUAAACAAAAGUUCGCUUGAAAAGUGUCAUUCAUCGUGCUGAUAAAGAUAAACAAAGCUACCACCCACACCAAGGUUCCUGCUCCCCCGGAAGGGACUAACCGACACUGCUCCUCCUCGGGCACUCGACAAAACCAUCCCUAGUCCCUUUCGGGGACCCGCAGCCGGACACAAUGGACGGCGGCAAGAAACCGAUCCCAACGGCCGGUGGCCAGGCUGCCAACAAUGGCGCGGCAGCGAUGACGACGGCCACCGGCGGCGGACAGCAGAACGAGAAACGGGUCGGCUGUGCACACUACAAGCGGCGGGCAAAGUUUGUGACACCAUGCUGUAACAAGUUCUACAUGUGCCGGUACUGCCACGACGAGAACGAGACGCAUUUCUUCAACCGAAAAACGGUCACCGAGCUGAUCUGCACCGAGUGCAACACGCGGCAGCGAGUGCAGGCCGAGUGUGAAAAGUGUGGCGUGCGGUUCGGACGGUACACCUGUCUCGUGUGUAAUCUAUUCGACGACGAGGAUCGUAAUCAGUAUCACUGUGAUGGAUGCGGAAUUUGUCGCGUCGGUGGCCGUGGUCGCUUCUUUCACUGCGAAGUAUGCAACAUGUGCCUGCCACUGCAGCUGAAGUACGAUGGCCAUCGGUGCGUGGAGAAUGUGUCCCGUUCCAACUGUCCCGUCUGCCUGGACGAUAUACACACUUCGCGCAUUCCUUGCCACAUUCCGGACUGUGGCCAUCUGCUACAUCGAACGUGUUUCGAGGAGCUGCUCUCAUCCGGUCACUAUGCUUGCCCCACCUGCCAGACGUCGAUGAUGGACAUGAACCAGCUGUGGGAGUUUCUGGACGCGGAGGUAGCUGCAACGCCCAUGCCAAAGGAGUACGAAAACUAUUACGUUGACAUUCUGUGUAAGGAUUGCCAUAAGGAAUCGACGGUAAAGUUCCACGUGGUAGGUCUCAAAUGUACGCAUUGCGGUGCCUACAAUACCUGCCGGACGAAGACGAAACCAAUCGAUGGAACUAGCAAUGGAAGCAGUGGCAGUGGCGCCCCAGUGCCACUACCACCGCCACGCAUGACCACGACAACGAUGGCGACGGUAUCGUCGUCACCGCACACGCUGCCAACAGCGGCCAGUAGCAUUCUCAAUGAAAACGGCACGACGUUACGAUUGAAUCAUCUGUUGAAUGGCGAAAGUUCUACGACCUCAGCCAACGAGUUAGGAGGACCUAGCACAUCAACGGCACCGUCGGCUUCUUCUUCCGCGUCCUCGUCCUCAUCAUCAUCAUCAUCGUCCUCCACUGGUUCUGCGUCAUCGUCCUCUACGAUGGUGAGCACUGGCGUGUCGCUCACCGGACAACGGAACGGACUGCUCACGGUUCAUAAUGGCUCGCUACUGAACGCCACGCCCGGCCGGAGCAACACGAGCAGUAGCAACAGCUCCAGCAGCUCUUCCAGCAGUACCAGUGGCCGAAGGCCAGCGACCGAUGAUGGCGAUGGCGGCGAUGGUGUUAGCCGUGCAACUGCGGUUGAUAGUAAUGGUCCCGUUACCAAUGGAACCAACAGUAUCGUUGCCAGCACCAACGCUGAUGACGGUGAAAGCUCGGUCUCGCCACCGAUCUGCGACGAUCGUUCCUCCUCGUUCAAUAGCAAUAGUCACGACGGUGCCGCGCAAACCUGAGACUAAACUCCCAAUCCAACCAAGCUGAACCGUUUCGUGCGUUCGUGUUCCACAGCGCCCAUUAGGCUAGAAUUGUUUUGCUGCCACCAAUACACUCAUGUAACCCCUCCAAACUUCUCUCUAUCUCUUCUCUCUCCUCCAGUCUCUCUCUAUCUUGUAGUCCUUUUGUGGCUCCAGGUACCUCUGCCGAUAGGGUAUCAAGCAUAAAACUCAGCGCGAGGAACAAUAGGUUGAGAAGAGAAUAGAAAGUAACGGAGGGGGUUUCACCGGUGUUCAUUCCAAUCAUCGAUGUGUGCGCACGUUGAACGAAGAAAAGUCGCUUUGUGUUCACUUUAUAUUAAGUUGGCGAAAAAGAAAUCCAUUUCCGAACUUGGUCAAAAUUGUCUUAUGCAACCCAUCCCCAGCCACCAUCCGUUUAAGAAAUGGGUCGAUUCCAUUCCAUUUGGUCAAAACUCCGCAGAUGAAGGGUCGGUCGAUCAUGUUUGGUGUUAAUUGGCUACAGUGUCAGCACCAUUAACACUCUGAAACUCACAACUGAAUGAAACAAACAAAAAAUAGUAAAAGAAUGUUUUUUUUUUGUGUGAAGAACUUUGACAACGAGCAUAAACUUGAAAUUGUUUGAUCAUAACAGCCAUCUACCGAGAAAAAAAUGGAUUUCUUUUCCCCCAACCUAAUAUUCGGUCUAAUAUUAUUACGAAACAUUAUCUGUUGAUUUCUGUUACUGUUAGUGUAGUGCGUGUGUACAUUUUACUUUCUCAUGUCCUGCGUCUAUGUCUUUGCGUUGUUAGUUUGUUCUUUUGCAAAGUUUCCUGUUCCAUAAAAUCUGGCACAACUCAAUAUCUCAACUGUCGCCUCCUUUCUGUCUCUCUGUAUCCUGUAUCUUCGCGGUAUGAACUAACGGGAACCGUGUUAGGACGGGUGGAUCGAUUUUAAAACGAUCGUAAACGCCAUGUUUCGUUUUGGGUGCCUAUGUAAGGUUAGGCCGUAGACGAAUGGUGGUAGUAUAUCAGGUGGUCACUCCGCAAACCACGAGCUCGCAGACUAAAUUAUUUUCAAUUGCGCAUCACGUACCGCUAGCCCUGCAGAGAUAUUGGCGCCCAUUCUGGUUUGUAUUUAUUGAUGUUUAAACUGGCUGUAGCCGCGUUCGUUCCUGGUGCACUACAGACAGUAGUGUACCUCGGUUCAGAAACUCUGUCGGUUUUGUUCUGUGCAUAACUUUUUCACAUCUUGCCCUACUUUACCGAGGCCCCUAGGCAAGCUUUACCAUCGCUUCGAACCCAACUGUAAACGACCCAUUGCCUAAGUUACACCUUCUUUACCGUUAGUGUAUAUUUUUGUGAUAAAUUCUUCGCGGUCCGCAACGCGUGAUAUUUGGUCAAAGGUGGAGGAGGAAGUUGCGGGACGGAAGAGAGAUGGUUGCGGAUUGAUUGGGCACAAAGUUCAAGCAGGGAAUAUGACAAAGAAAGAAGCAGUGGUGUAUCUCUCGAUGGAAUUUGCCGGCCGCCCGCUGAACGGAAUCGUCGCGAAGACAACCCCAAACCGUUAGCUACGUUAGUCUCGUAAUAAUGGUCAGUAGACCUGUUCAAGAAAUUUGAAUGUAUCUUAUAAAAAAAGAAAACAAAAUAAAAGCAUACAAUUGGAGAGCAGAAAAGACAAACGUUGGCUCAAUUAUGUGUUGCCGGAUGGGUUGGAGGAUCGAUAGGUUACGAUAAUUUGUUAACCGAGGGUGCUCCUUAUGUAGGAUGAUCGUUGUCAGGUUUUUCUAUCGAAUUUUGAAGAUCGGCGAUGGAAGACCUGGUUUUGUGGAUUCCUAGUUAGUUCAAUAGCGUGAAAAAUCGGUCGAGAGAGAGAGGAAGAGUUGACUUUAAACAUCGCCCACCACUGGUAGGGUGCGUUAAACAGGGAUUCUAAAGCGAUCAAUGCGAUCAAACUACGUAACUACUGGUCGGACCCGUUCCGAUGGGACACUGUCAGCGAUAUAAACCGUGUAACGAAAAAAAGGAAAACAAACCAUUAUGCUAGUAGUAUUAAAUUUGAAACUAGAUUCGAUUCGAACAUAGUUGCUGGAAGAUUACUAAACCCGUUGGCUGUGGUUGGUUCACGGAACGGAAGCGUCACUGAGCCGACCUUGCCAAAGCGUAUUAAGUUAUAGCUUAAAAACUAAUAAACCACACUAAACCACUAAACACGCAGGGAGCGCAAACGAGUCUGUCGGAUGGCUGUCGGUGGGGAAAUACAGUUAUUGUAGCACUGCGUGACCUAUUAGAAGACUUUCGAACGAGUGCUCUCCCAUCGCAGUAAUAAUAGUAAAUGAAUGACAAGAACAGCAUCAUCGAAAGCGCAUCCUUCUGAUGGAACCCACGCACGUGAUGGGGCCGAGACACGU
Molecule: messenger RNA, 4445 nt
Organism: Anopheles cruzii
Lineage: Eukaryota; Metazoa; Arthropoda; Insecta; Diptera; Culicidae
Gene: Rchy1
Product: mucin-5AC
Exons: 8
Coding region: 560-2059 (499 amino acids)
Biological process (GO): protein ubiquitination; ubiquitin-dependent protein catabolic process
Cellular component (GO): nucleus
Molecular function (GO): zinc ion binding; ubiquitin protein ligase activity
Source: RefSeq, a predicted model, not a curated record